This is a messenger RNA of Esox lucius (northern pike), 3088 nucleotides long. Its product is annotated as putative zinc finger protein 735. The transcript has 9 exons. NCBI's taxonomy places the organism in Eukaryota, Metazoa, Chordata, Actinopteri, Esociformes, Esocidae. Gene Ontology annotation, cellular component: nucleus. The record is from RefSeq and is a predicted model, not a curated record. Bases 780 to 2708 code for a protein of 642 amino acids. Gene Ontology annotation, biological process: regulation of transcription by RNA polymerase II. Gene Ontology annotation, molecular function: DNA-binding transcription factor activity, RNA polymerase II-specific; RNA polymerase II transcription regulatory region sequence-specific DNA binding.
AUGUUGACAAUAAGGAGGAAGUAAACGAAUGGCAGGAGUUACGAGACAAGAAGGGAAAGGGACAACACCUAUAUCAGAUAAAUGCUGGAGGUAGGAAGAUCCUCGGGGCGAGAGAGAAGGGUAGAAAAUAAGGCUAACAAUAGCAGGGCUGGGAUUUGGACACAAAGUUUAAGAGUUAAUUGAAAUACGUCAGUCUGGGAGGUUUGAUCACUGCGGGGAGGAGAUUGAGUCGGUGGGACAUCGUAUUUCUGUGCCAGAGCUAUUAGAGGGAGAGGGAGGGUUUCUAUUGGAGUUUAGGAAAAGCGAUGUUGGAGAACCAAGUUUUAGCAAGUUAAUAAGUAAAUCAUUAGGGCAUGUCGCGUUUAUUAGGGGUUAAAUAUUUAUUUCGUUUCCUUAGGGAGACAAGACUAAUGGGGAGAAUUUGACGCCUUCACUGUUUCUGGUCCACACUCCAGUCCAGUUGGUGGCGGUAAUGUUCCUUAGAAGUUGGUUGCUAACCGUCAUUUAAAUCCCACAGAAGACGAAAUAGAAGAGCUAAGCUCCAACCAGAUGCUGCAUACACUCGUGCUACUUUCUGGUUGCAGAAAUAAAUAAAUAAAAACAAUUCAACUAAAAGCUCGUACCUAGUUUAUCCCGAAUCAUUAGUUCAGAGCAUAGUGCUAUUGCAUUGACUCCUAUGGUAAUGCAUGGCUAGUUAAUUCUUUUUCUCGCGUUGCACCAUUCAGCACUGGUGCUAGCUACUGUUGCAAAUUCAGCAGGGUUUCCAUGUGUGUAGGGCAAUGGACCAUUCCUCAACAUUUUCAGUAACAGGUCUCCCUCUGUCCUCCCUGCGCCUCCUGGUACCUCCAUUACGCCUGAUGUCCGCGUCCAUGUGGCAAGUGGCUCAGCAACGUGACGUGAUGCAAUAUGGGAAACUGGAGGAGUUUGUGACUCUGGUGACGGAGAUGGUUCCGGAGCUGCUGACUUUCCGGCAGAGGGCCCAACUGGUCCUGGGGUUGAGGGCGAGGCUGGUUCUUGAGGUUUGUCGUGGUGUGGAGUCUAACCCAGAUGGCUACAAAGCCAUCCAGCCUCACCUGGAUAGAAUCCACUUGUGUACAUCCUGUAAACAUAGCAAAGACGAAGAAGUGGAGGCAUCACAGGAGGCCAUUGUGAACCUGGUCCAAACUCUCCUAAAAGACCACACCAAGAAGGAACACUUUUUUCAGGAGGUGUUCCCUGUGCAGUAUAGCUGUAGAUACGACACAGCACUGCAGAUACUGGUGUGGCAUUUUUUCGACCGACUAGAGGAGUUGCUCCCAGUGCCCAAUUUUACACAGACAGCAUCCAUUCUCAGCCCAACCCCUACUGACCUGGUGGAGUGUCUGCAAUUAGUCUCUGACCCUGAGCACCUGAAGACACUGCUACAACACCAUGGAAAUCUGAGGCUUAAAGAAGAUGUCUUUGUCUAUGACUCUGAUUUAAUCUUCUCCACGUUGACACUUCCUGUUCCCUCGCUGAAGUCUAAACAGACCGCAAGAGGUCAAGAAAAAGGCACGGUGGGAAACGGAAGUUAUGUUGUGAGAAAGGGAGAGAAGGGAAGUGCUGAAGGAACAACAGGACAGGAGUGUGACAAGAUGGUACAGCAAGAAACGAGUGGAAAAGAUGAUGCCAGUCUGUUAAGUGAAAAGGACGCCGAAGGACUAAAAGACACUGGGAACUCUGGGCAGCCAUCAGGAAUCAUCAGUGGACCCACGACUCUCCGGUCCCUGCAUUCCUGGGUCUUCUCUUGUUCGCUGUGCGACUUCUCCGGCAGAUGGAAGGACCUCCAAGAGCACGUCCGGAAGAAGCAUCUGAAGGAGGACGAUAGGAACCUGGGCUCUGGAGACGGUGGAGCUGAGAACAUCCUUACGCCUGUCGGUGAGGACUCACCCAAGAAGCCCGACAGCAACGGGUACAGCUGCUCCCAGUGCGGAAAGGCGUUCAGAACCCGCUACGACCUGAGACGGCACCAGAGCGUUCACUCCGACGCCAAGCCGUUCCGCUGUGACCAGUGUGACAAGAGUUACAAAAGCAAGUUGUGUCUGAAGCAGCACUAUCGGGUCCACACGGGGGAGAGGCCCUACGUCUGCUCGUACUGUGGGAGGAGCUUCAGGAUUGGGGGAAGUUUACAGGCGCAUGUUCGCAUCCACACGGGGGAGAGGCCUUUCGUCUGUGCCACCUGCGGGAAGAGUUUUAUACAGUCCAAUAUGCUGACUGUACACCUCAGGAUGCACAGGGGGGAGAAAAACAGCUUGUGUAGCGUUUGUGGAAAGUCUUUUUACGUCUCGGCCGCCUUAAAGAUCCACAUGAGAGUGCACACGGGCGAACGGCCCUACUGCUGUGAGCAUUGCGGGAAGACGUUCGUCAAGUCUUGGAUACUCAAGCUGCAUCAGCGGAGUCACACGGGCGAGAGGCCGUACUCCUGCAGGCUGUGUGAAAAGCGCUUUGCGUCCCACCACGGCAUUAGAAAACACACGAGGACUCACACUGGCGAGAAGCCCUAUCAGUGUUUAAAGUGCGGUAAGAGCUUUACGGAGAACUCGAACAUGAAAAUACACCAGCGAGUUCAUGGAGAAAAAGACGCGCGUUCGAAGAUUUCGGUUUGUAACGUCGACACGACCGACCUCCAGUCACGAAGUGCGUCAAGAAGGCAGACUGGGAAACACGGCAGUGUCACCAACCCUCCCUGAACUGAGUUACAUAAACAUCAAUGUUCACGUUUUGUGUACCCAUUACAUUUUGUUUCCUGUUAUAACAAGUAAUUUUUUUCUUAUAGUAUUAUCAAAUAGUUUUGUCAUAGUAUUGACUUCAUUUUCAUCUCCCUUUUUAGGAGAUUUUAUUUUUUUGGAAGACAUUGUCCUGAGGAGGCGUUGUCAACAGCAUGUGAAAGUGUUCGGAGCGUAAACUUUGUCGUCUGUAUGCCUCUUUACUGUUAAAUUAGAAUUAGAACUGCUCCGUACUGAUCGUAUGUACUCCCAUAACACCUGCAACUGUUGAAUAAUGUGUUCUGGUGUUCCGUGUCUCUCUGUCAUAUGUUGUAUUCAGUAAAGGAACCCAUGUUUAUUGUUCA